Molecule: messenger RNA, 2094 nt
Organism: Kalmanozyma brasiliensis GHG001
Lineage: Eukaryota; Fungi; Basidiomycota; Ustilaginomycetes; Ustilaginales
Product: Zn(2)-C6 fungal-type DNA-binding domain protein
Exons: 1
Coding region: 1-2094 (697 amino acids)
Biological process (GO): regulation of DNA-templated transcription; cellular response to starvation
Cellular component (GO): nucleus
Molecular function (GO): DNA-binding transcription factor activity, RNA polymerase II-specific; RNA polymerase II transcription regulatory region sequence-specific DNA binding; zinc ion binding
Source: RefSeq, a predicted model, not a curated record
AUGUCCGGCGCCAACGGCAACAACUCGGCGCCUCGCGUGCCGUCAUUUGCGCCCGGUUCGACACCGAGCUAUUCACUGCCACCACAUCCAUCUACCACCAACUCGCAACGGCAGCAGAGUCCUGCAUCGCACGCAGCAGCCUCCACCCUGGCUGCUCUCGCUUCCAGUCCGCCCGCUAGCCACAGCACGCCCACUCCUCGGAAUCCGCAAGACUCGACAUCCUUGGCUUCCUCGUCGACAGCGCAAAACGCGCGCCCCACCCAGGCAUCCACGUUGAAGCAAAGCUUGUACUCGAAUGCGCCGUCUUCAUCCUCGAAGGCUGCUGUCGCCGCGACCAGUAAAUCGCCGUCCGGCUCUCCGCUCAAGAAGGAACUCGACAUGAACUCCAAGACGGCUCCAUUCCCCGCCUCUACUUCCACGCCAACCAAAACUGCGUCCUCGACCGCAGGAGGCCCUGCAUCGACGUCAAAGGAGUCCAGUGCAAGCAAGCGCAAGAAGGCCAACCGAGCCUGCCUCCAUUGCCAGAAGGCGCACCUAACCUGUGACGAUUCGCGGCCAUGCAUCCGCUGCGUCAAGAAGGGGCUGGCAGAUUCGUGUAUGGAUGGCCACCGCAAGAAGGCCAAGUAUCUGCUGGAUGAUGACGAGCUGGAAGAGCUCAAACGCCAGAAGGAUGCCAAGAAAGCGGCCAAGCAGGCAGCCCAGAAGACCAGCACUGCCUCGAAGCAGCAACAGGCGUCCAAAGCAUCGCGGCAGGACACGGCUUCGACAGCACAGCAGGCCUCUACGUCUCCUCCUGAAAGGGCAUCGGCGGUCAGCAACAUCUUUGAUCAGAUGACAGGUGGUAUCCCAACACCAAGCUCCUCUGGCCACGGUCCUUCUCCGCAUCAGCACGAUUACCUUUCGAGUAACACGUUCGACUCUUCCAAUGGCGGCGACAUUGCUGCUUCGAACAGCAAUGGCAAUGCGCCAAUGGACCUUUCGUUCGACCCCUCGACUCACAAUUUUGGCAGUGAGGCGACGAGUCUCGAGUAUUCCAUCCUGUCUUCCAUGCUCAAUGGUACCGAUCUGCAGCUGCUGGGUCCAACCGGAGCAAGUCCCGACUUCCAGACCUCGCCUGCAGUCGGCGUGAUGGAUGGAUGGAACAUCGCCAGUGGAGGGCUGGAUGCGAUUCUCAACCUCGGCAUGCAGCAGAACCAGAUCCCGGGCGCCGGCGGCAUGGACACGGCAGCAGCGACCUACAGCGACACGGCGGGCAUGAACGCAUACGCAGACACGCAGCCCAUCACCGGACUGAGCGAAGUCGGUGGAGAUGGAGCCUUCAAUGCGCUCGAAGUGCCUAGUCCCAAGCCGGCGAUGAUGGAGGAGCCUACCAUCCUCAGCGAAGCACAGCAGGGCAGCAGCAACAACCAAGUCGACCUGGGCUCCUCCUCGCAGCGCUCCACAUCGAACGAACCCGUUGCGGACAUCAACAAAGCCAUCGCCUCUCGUCGCGUCGCCCGUCAACAACAGGACACGAUCUGGCGCGCACGCAUCGCCAAAACCUAUCGCGACAACACGGCCCCUUUCCCUUACCCCGAGGGCUACCACUUCCUCAUCAAAUACGUCACGUCCAAGUUCGAAAAGCAAGAUGUGCUACGCAUCGUUCGAGCGCUGGCCAUCUUCCGACCCUCGCUCAUUGCUCUCCAAAUGCCUCUGACCGAGGAAGACGAGUCGUUCGUCGAGCGUUCCUUCCAGCGCACAAUGUUGGAGUUUGAAAAGCUCAUCAGCUUUUCCGGCACGCCGACGGUGGUCUGGCGCCGUACGUGUGAGAUCUGCGUCGUCGGGGCCGAGUUCUGCAUGCUCACCCAGUGGUCUAAGGACCAGCUGAUGGGGAGACGGAUCUACGAGUUUAUGGAUAAGAACUCGACCUUGGACUACUGGGAGAAGUUUGCAUUGCAUGCGUUCGAAAAUACCACGCAGAGCGUCAUGACGACGUGCACGCUGGUCAAGCCGGAUGGCAAGCUGGUGCCGUGUGCUUGGAGCUUCACGAUUAAGAGGGAUAUCUUUGAUCUGCCCAGUUUGGUGGUGGGGAACUUUCUGCCGAUAUUGUCGUAG